Messenger RNA from Dufourea novaeangliae, 4365 nucleotides. RefSeq lists its product as uncharacterized. NCBI's taxonomy places the organism in Eukaryota, Metazoa, Arthropoda, Insecta, Hymenoptera, Halictidae. The record is from RefSeq and is a predicted model, not a curated record.
CAGUCAAACAAUACGUUGAAAGUAAUAUGGUACAAUCUUCCUUUUGUUUCUUCAAUUUAGCGAUUAACACGUCGCUGAGUAUUUUUCGUACGCAGGUUUCCUUUUCUUAAACGGUAUUCACGUAUUAGAAUUAUAGAAUAAACAAAGUUUUCGACGAUGUUUACAUCAUCCAAGCCCACAGGGGCGGAUUUUAUCGAUGUGACUUUACUAAAUACUCCUCGACCGCAAGCAACUUCGACUGUACAAAGGAAAAGCACAUUGGAAAGUAAAUUCCUUAAUAAGGAUAGUAACGAGGUAAUAUAUAAACAGUCUGCGAUGCAUCAAAAUGAUGUGACACAGAAAUCAGAUGAGUCGUCCCUUGGUAUACUUGACAAUAUAUCUUCUUUUCUAGCCGAGGUAAGCGAAAUAGGAGAGGUAGACAAACCAAAUGAGAGUAAAUUAGACAUGGAACGUGAGAUUGCUAGGAAACUACUUCAGAGAUGUAGUGACAUUAAGACUACAUCUGCUGUAUAUGACACAAACAAAGAAAAUAAUGCCAAUAUUCAAAACUUAUCCAGUAAUGUAACAUCUCCAAGUCUUGUUGAUCAAGGAAAAUCCAGGCAUUCUAAUCAGAUGAAUGCUCAAAAUGAAAGCACGUUGCAUUCAGUUGGUAAUAAAACAAAUAGUGUUAUCUUUGAACCAAACGAAAUAAGCGCACGCUCGUCUGGAUUGAGCAGAGGUUCGGCGAAACGUUUAUCAACUCUAUCUAAUAAAAAUGUGAAUGCAAUAACAUUUGAUUCAACUACUGCUGAAAUAAUGGCUCAGUUUAAUAAUGAAGAAUUUCGACCUGCCUCCGAAAUGGCCAGUCAGAUGCUAGCUGAUGAAGUAUCUUGGCAGCAGAAUUACUCUUAUGCUCUUCCAACAACUUCUGCUGAAAAGGAAUAUUUAAAUCUAUCCUGUUUUUCGGGUAUCAUCGGUGAACUGGAUUUAUCAGUGGAAUCUUGUGCCGGGUACAAGGUGUCUGUUGAUGAAUUCUUCAAAAGGAAAUGCGGAAAUUUUGGGCACUUGUCGGAUGGUGCGGUUGAAAGGCCAAGUUUUGGAUUAUCUAUAAAUAGUCCUAAAAAGAAUGGUACACAUGUACCAUUGGUUGAUUCGACUAUAAUGACAGAAGCAUCGUCGGUUGGUUCGUUUGUUACGAAAGAUAAAACUCUACAAAAUAAAACAAGCACAACGAAAGACAUAGAAGAGCAGAGUAUUAUGAGUUUAACUAGCAUUGCACAGGCAUUAGAGGAUAUUGACAGUGGUACACCACGAAGACUGGUUGAUCAACUUAUAAUGGCAAAAAAGAAGAAGAAAUCCACACAAGCAACGGAAGCAAAUGCAAAUAGACACACUUAUACAUUAAUCCCUUCAAAUAGAAAGUCUAUGCCUGCGACCCCAUGUAGAAACAAAGAGAAUUUUGAUAAAGAUAUGGGAUUAUUGAAUCUUUCUUCAAAAUUAUCACUAGAUAGUAAAAUUCCGAAUGAAACGGCAAAUGUUAAACAGUCAGUUUCUAGCAUGCUAUCUUUCAACUCCAAUGCAGGUGCAAAAGCAAAUUUCGGGAUUGCUUGUCAGGAACUGAAAAAGGAAAUAAGUAAUGUAAACUUUACAUCUUCUUAUAGCCAAGAUUUCAAAUCAUUGUUGAAAGACCCUCAAUUAUCUCUUUCACGUCACAGUAAAGAGCAAAACAUGUCACCUUGUAUUUCAAAAGUUAAUAUGAAACACAAACAAGAGAAACGAUCUGGUAAUUCAGAAAUCGAGGGCAUAGGAAAGAAAGAGAAUAUCAAGGAGGAAAAUACUUCUCAUAAAGAUAAAACAGAGUCUUUUGUACAAGACCUUUCGAAUUCCCAAGGAACUGAAUCUCAGUUAAAUAAUGUUGUCAUUGGUAAAAGUACAGAGGAACUAUGCAGUUGCAUUGUCGGUAUGCCAAGAGAAACUGAUAUCGAAUUACUCAACAAAAGUGACAGAUGGGUCAUAUGUUCAUUAAGUAUAAAUCAAAUUCAAGGAGACAAGCAAAAUGUUCGACUUGUAUUACCAAAAGAUGUCAUACUCAUUAAACCGAACUCCGAACAACACGCUAAGAUUAUAGUGACUGUGGUGAAAAUGACUAAACCCAUUAUAGCAGUGUUAAACAUUACAGUCUCAGACAUGGUAACCAGAUCUGAAUGGAUCAUGAAGCAUAUAAUUUGCUUCAAGCCUGAAGAGUUAAAUAUAAGCAUUUUAAACCCUUCUCAGAAACACGAACUAGACUUUCAGUCCAUUGUUGAAAGUAGCACAGCUGUUCUUCCCGUCACAAUUACAAAUAAAAAUAGCAUUGAUGUAUCAAUUAGACUUUCUAUAUUACAGGAUGAGCCACGGGUAUUUGGCCUGGAAAAUUCUAAUGAAUUGCAACGAGUGAUGCUAAAACCACAAGAAAGUAUGAUCAUAAAUAUUCAGUGCAUUGGUAUCUUACAAAACCAUUCAGAUAUUUCUGAAAGAUCAUUACAACUACAACGCUACGAUGGCAACUUAAUAAUCCAGGCGGAAAACGGCCCUGAUGACACCAUAAUAAUCAAAGAAAUACCCCUGGUUGUACAAGUAGGAACAUUCAAGAUACAAAUAGUCGACACAAAUAAGCCUUUUGUGGUUUCCAACAAGCAGAGCAAACCGAUGAAUGUUAUCAAUGUUGGAAAUAUACCGGUGCAGGUGUCUGCAUCAUUUGUGGAUACGGAUUCUGGAAAAACCUCGAAAUACUUCGUGGUUCAACCCAAGAACUUGCUUUUGCAGCCAAACGAAACUGGUUCCUUUUUUAUUACGCAUAAACCACCUAAUGCGGACGUUUCGAAAAUGCAAACGAAAAUCAGAUUCACGGUGGCCAACAAUGUGUGUCAAUAUUCUGUACACGGGGAGUCCAAUACUUAUUUGGAAACAGAAAAUGAGCACUUCCCUCGGUGUGAAACUCCUCAGUAUCUAUCGUCUGUUAGUUCUCCGUCGUCUCCUCAUAGUGUGAUCUCGAAUAAGUCGGGAAUGUAUGGAAGAAAUUCCCCACUGAGUUCGGUAUCAGGAUCGACAGUUGCUGGCGAGAAAAUUCCCAUAAGAACAACUCAUGCUGCUUUGGUAUGGAAUAGUAUAAAAACAGGAAAGUCUGAAAUUAAGGAAUUCACUAUUCGCAACACUAGCAAUAAUAAGAUAAAGCUUCAAACUAUUAUAUCCGACAGCGAGAAGAAUUUUCGGUUUCUUCGAGAACGACAAGCGGCUGGUACAAGCUUGGUGUUAGUAUUACAAGGAUCAGAAAGCAGAACACUGUCUGUUGUAUUUAAUCCCCAUCAUUUGGGUGCAGCCACUGGUAAAAUAAUAUUUAGACAUUAUGAGCCGAAAAGGGAAGACUGUGGUGAAUCCCGUCCGUCAAAAGUGCUGUUUUUGUAUGGCUAUGGUGGCUAUAGCAGAGUCGAAAUCUCUGAAGCAUUUAAGGAUACAAGCGGAAAGAUGUGGUUAUCCCUUGGCACACUAAAUUCCAGUGGUUCUUUGAAUGCGAAACUCAAGCUACAAAAUACGGGCGACUUGUGUUCAUAUGUGAAAAUAAAAUUAGUACCAAAAGCUGUAUAUCCUACUAUGGUUUCGAGUUGGCACGUAAAUCCAACCGAGUUAAUAUUAAAUCCAAAAGAAACACAGUGGGUGAUUUUGGAAUUUCAUCCACGAAAAGAAGAUUUAGCAUUAUUACAACGAUCAGAUGUAUCUCAUGUAGGAACAAUACUCAUUACUCAUGGAGACGAACCUACGCGUUGGCGAAUUCGUAGAUUAUAUAAUAAAAUGAAGGAAAUUGGCGAAUUAAAUGGUAAUGAAAAUGAAGCGUUCAAAAAUAUAGUUCAUCCAAUAUGCAGAGCUUUCCCCGGUGAACAAUUAAUGUCAGACAUAAAUACUAUCAGAGACUCAAUGCAAAAUCUUGGGGACCUUUGUCGAGGAAUUCGUCAACAUGAAAUCAUGCUGACAAUGGAAGUGUGUGCCGAUGAGACUCUAACAGUUCUCCAUGACAAUGCCGACGAGUCUCAAAUGUUUUAUUCCCUCUGCAGUGACAAUAGUCGUGUAUACGAAGGAAACGGUGAAAGCUUUUUACCCUCUGAAACCCUCUUAGCAAGCAGUACGUUUCAACAUGCAGUGAAUACCGAUAAUUUUAUAGUUACUCCAUCCACUGUAAUUUUAACCCCACCGACGAAAACGGAAGCAAUUGUGACUAUAAAAAGUACUUGUACUGUUGCUCAACAUUCGAAACCGCUUUGUCAAAUACAGAAUACUUAAGUGUUAUGCCCGCCGAAGGAAUGAUACCUACAAGAAGAGGCUUUCAGUUAAAAUUACAAUGCAAACGAAAAA